AUGACAGCCAGCCAGAUCCAGACGCCAGUUCCCGAAGAUGACAUUGCGUCGACCCUCAGUCACGACGACGGCGACGGCGAAGGCGAAGAUGAGGGCGAGGGCGGCGGUUUCAGUAGUGAAGAGCCCACCUCUGCCUCCGCUCCUGCGAACGGCUCGGCUCAACCCCCGAGGAAGCGCAAGCGGGUCAAAUACGACAAGACAUCAUGCGAGCUCUGCAAAGCCAGGAAGGUGAAGUGCGAUCGCGCCGAGCCGGCCUGCUCCUGGUGCGCCCGCCAUAAUCGGACGUGUGUCUACCUUGAGAGGCAGAAGCCCGGUAGUCGUGUCGGCUUCAGCCUCGAACUCGAGGCCAAGGUCAACAAGAUUGACGCCCUCCUCCAGGCACUGGGCCGCAGGGUAGAGGAUCACAUCGCCAGCGACCAUGGCGGCACUCCUUCGGCCCCAUUUGGAGCUCCUGCUUCGUCGUCUGCCGGCGGCGAUCGAACGUCGGUUCAGUCCCUCCUGAACCUGUCUGCCAGCGACGCCGCCCUUGGACAGCAGAGGGUUCCGUACUCGUUAUCUUCCAGCCGCGACCUACCGCCUCACGACAUCGUCUAUGCCCUCGUCGACCUCUACUUCAAACACUGCAACACCUGGUGUCCCAUUCUCGACCGCAAGACCACCUUCGGCACCUUCUUCGGCUCGACCUCGCUCGGUGAAGCCGACCGGGUCCUCCUCCACUCCAUCGUCGCCACCACCCUGCGGUUUUCCCAAGACCCCCGCUUGUCGCCCGCCCUGAAGGCGCACUACCACGCCAUCUCGAAACAGACCGUCCAGGUCUAUGCCUUGGACCGCGUCAGCGUCGAGGCCCUCAGGCCUCUAGUGAUCUUGUGCCUCGACGAGCUCGGCACCUCCAACGGCCCCCGCGCCUGGAAUCUGUUGGCCAUCGCCGCGCAGAACGUUCGCCAGCUCGAUCUCUGCCAGGAGAGCAGCGUCUUCCUGUCAGCCGGCGACAUACCGCAGGCCGGCUCCCUGAGGAGAGUCGUCAGCGCCCCUCCCGACUCGUGGAUCGAGGACGAAGGCCGUCGACGUCUCUGCUGGAUGGUGUAUCUCCUCGACCGGUACGCCACCAUCUCGACCACCGCCUUCGAUUUCCUGCUCGACGAUGCCAAGAUGAAGCGCUGCCUCCCUUGCUCCUACGACCUGUUCUCCCGGAACGUCCCCGUGGAGACGCGGUCGUGGAGCUGGUCCGAGGAGCUGGGUGCCGCCACGUACGAGCUCGACCACCCCGCCCACCUCGGAAGCUUCUCCUACCACUGCGAGAUCCUCCGCAUCGCCAGCCGCGUCCACGCGUUUCUCCGAGACCCGGUAGAUCUCACGUCGUCUGCCGCCAUGAGCCGUUGGCGGAACACGUACCGCAGCCUCGACCGCGCCCUCGACGUCUGGCUGCAGAGCCUGCCCAGCGAAUACAGCAAGAUCUCGGCCCUGUGCCACUCGGACCCGGCCAGCCGCGUCGCCAACUGGUUCAUCCUGCACAGCGCCUUCGUCGCCGCCGUGGUUCGCCUGCAUUCCACCGCCGCCUACCCCAUCGUCCGUUCGGACGUCUUUGUGCCGUCCCACUACGCCAUGCAGCGGUGCCUGUCGGCGGUGAAAAGCCUGGGGGACAUCGCCCAGGAUGUCCUGGACGCCAACGCCAUCGACUUGCUCGGCCCGCCUUUUGCCUUUUCUCUGUGGGUGGCGGGCAGGCUUCUCCUCGUCCAUGCUGCCACCGUCGAGUGCCCCGUCGACCCGCGGAUCGACUUUUUCAUCGCCACUUUGCAGCAUGUUGGCAGGUACUGGGAAGUGGCGAACAACUAUGCGGACAUCCUGGCACGCGUUGUGCUCCGUGGCCGGCAGGGUGACGUGUCAUUUACUGCCAUGCGAAAGAGCGCCCACGAUCUCGUUAGCUUGACGGCCUCGACGCGCAAGUCCGGUGCUGAACCGACCUCCACGCAACCGAAAUCUUUGGGCGAGCUCGACGCUCUUGACGUGUUCGAAUUCUUCCACUACCCCAAGAUCGCGGAGCCUGCUUCUGUCGGGAGUCAAACCAACGAUGUCGGUCUCGGUCGCGAGCCGUCGUGCAACGCUACCGGCGGGCCUCCUGACGCCGAGUCGGACUGGCUGGGCUACAGCCUCCAGAGGACCUGA
Sodiomyces alkalinus F11 is the source of this 2163-nucleotide messenger RNA. RefSeq lists its product as hypothetical. Lineage: Eukaryota; Fungi; Ascomycota; Sordariomycetes; Glomerellales; Plectosphaerellaceae. The coding region runs from base 1 to 2163 and encodes 720 amino acids. Gene Ontology annotation, cellular component: nucleus. Gene Ontology annotation, molecular function: DNA binding; zinc ion binding; DNA-binding transcription factor activity, RNA polymerase II-specific. The transcript is spliced from 4 exons. Gene Ontology annotation, biological process: DNA-templated transcription; regulation of DNA-templated transcription. The record is from RefSeq and is a predicted model, not a curated record.